Molecule: messenger RNA, 4472 nt
Organism: Austrofundulus limnaeus
Lineage: Eukaryota; Metazoa; Chordata; Actinopteri; Cyprinodontiformes; Rivulidae
Gene: stxbp5a
Product: syntaxin binding protein 5a (tomosyn)
Exons: 27
Coding region: 556-4005 (1149 amino acids)
Biological process (GO): exocytosis; Golgi to plasma membrane transport
Cellular component (GO): cytoplasm; plasma membrane; SNARE complex
Molecular function (GO): GTPase activator activity; syntaxin binding; myosin II binding
Source: RefSeq, a predicted model, not a curated record
AGAGAAAGUGGGCAGGCGAGGUGGCGGGAUUUUAGUUGAACCCUUCAUUCUGUCAGACAUGCGCAAGAGCGACAGCAGCAGCAGCAGCAGCAGCUCCAGCAUCACCAUCACCGCCGCUGCGCCGCAUUUCUGCCUUGGCUGAGCGGCUCACACCUCGGACAGGACAGGAGAGGAGAGGAGAGGGGAGGGAAGCCGAGAGCCACCGAGACGCAGUGAGUGGGGUGGAGGGGGGGAAACGCAGCGAGUAAAUUCCACCCGAGCAUCCUCCCUCCCUCCCCCCCUCCCCCCAGCCCAGCAGCCUCCACCUUUCUUCAAGAGGCGACCUGUGCGGCGGGCGCCAGAAUGGAGACACUGCGCUAAAAGGACAGGCGGGGGGCACUAAAAAUGUAAGGCUCACCGGAGGGGGAUAUCAGAGGAGACGAGAGCGCGUGCGCGUGCUCGUGCGCGCCAGGAAGAAAGUGGCUACUACCCCCCCACCCUCCUCCUCCUCCUCAUCACCAUCACCAUCAUCUGUCUUCUGCGGGCGAUUCCGGCUCCGCGCUCUGCGGCGUGAAAAUGAAGAAGUUCAACAUCAGGAAGGUGCUGGACGGGCUGAAGGAGGUGUCCUCCUCCGCGCCGUCUGUCCAAGUGGGACCACAGGAGAACCACCUGGUUCAGGAGAACCUCCAGUCCGAGCAUUUCCAGCUCUGCAAGACCGUUCGUCACGGCUUCCCCUAUCAGCCAUCGGCUAUGGCGUUUGACCCCGUGCAGAAGAUCCUGGCCGUCGGCACUCAGAGCGGGGCGCUCAGAUUGUUUGGUCGUCCGGGAGUGGAGUGCUACUGUCAGCAUGAAAGUGGAGCAGCUGUCAUCCAGCUACAGUUUCUCAUCAAUGAGGGAGCCCUGGUGAGCGCKUUGGCUGACGACACCGUCCAUUUGUGGAACCUGAGGCAGAAGAGACCAGCGGUCCUCCAUUCCCUCAAGUUCAACAGAGAGAGAAUAACUUUCUGCCACCUGCCAUUCCAGAGUAAGUGGCUGUACAUCGGCACAGAACGAGGAAAUAUCCACAUUGUCAACGUGGAGUCCUUCAUGCUCUCAGGCUACGUCAUCAUGUGGAACAAAGCCAUUGAACUGUCCUCCAAGGCUCACCCUGGACCAGUUGUACACAUAAGUGAUAACCCUAUGGAUGAAGGAAAGCUUAUAAUUGGAUUUGAGUCGGGGAUUGUGGUCCUGUGGGAUCUGAAAUCAAAGAAGGCAGACUACCGCUACACUUAUGAUGAGGCUAUCCACUCAGUUGCUUGGCAUCAUGAGGGCAAGCAGUUCAUUUGCAGUCACUCAGAUGGAACUCUGACCAUAUGGAACAUCAGAGGCCAAGGCAAGCCAGUCCAGACAAUCACACCGCACGGAAAACAGCCGAAGGAUGGGAAGAAGCCAGAGUCGUGUAAACCCAUACUUAAGGUGGAAUAUAAAACAACUAGAAAUGGGGACCCGUUCAUAAUUUUCUCCGGGGGUCUGUCCUACGACAUGGUGGGUCGGCGGCCUUGUCUGACUGUUAUGCAUGGUAAAAGUAUCGCUGUGCUGGAGAUGGAUUAUCCUAUAGUAGACUUUCUCACUCUAUGUGAAACACCAUAUCCUAACGAUUUUCAGGAGCCUUAUGCUGUGGUGGUCCUUCUAGAAAAAGAUUUAGUGGUGAUCGACCUUGCACAAAAUGGUUACCCCAUAUUUGAGAACCCAUAUCCCCUGACUAUCCACGAGUCUCCUGUUACCUGCUGCGAGUACUUUGCCGACUGCCCUGUGGACCUCAUACCUGCACUUUACUCUGUUGGCUCGCGGCAGAAACGACAGGGCUACAGCAAAAAGGAAUGGCCUAUUAGUGGUGGAAACUGGGGUCAAGGCACGCAGAGCUACUCAGAGAUCAUCAUCACUGGGCACGCUGAUGGAACAGUAAAGUUCUGGGAUGCCUCCGCAAUAAUGCUCCAGGUGCUCUAUAAGCUAAAAACAGCCAAGGUGUUCGACAGGAACCGGUCUAAGGAGGACAAGGGCAACGCGGAGGUGUCGGACGAAGAUCCUUUCGCCAUUCAGAUUAUGGCCUGGUGCCCAGAGAGCCGGGUGCUCUGUGUGGCCGGCGUGUCAGCCAACGUCAUCAUCUACCGCUUCAGUAAGCUGGAAGUAACCACCGAGGUGGUCCAGCUGCUGGAGGUGAGGAUGCAGUACGAGCUGAGCGAAACGGAGUCUCCAGAUGGUGGAGGAGGAGGAGGCGGCGGCGGCGGCGGCGGCGAGCAGACGUCGGCGCAUCCCACCCCCGGUGCCUCCCCGCAGACGAGCGGCCCGCCUUCACACCCGUCUACCAGCAGCAACAACUCCGACGGAGGCAACAUUCCCUGCCUCAAAGUGCGAAGUACUCCUUUGAAGCAGUCUCCAGGUUACCAGGUAGACUUGGUGGUCCAGUCAGUGUGGGUGAGUGGAGAGCCCCCUCAGCCAAUCACCAGUCUGGCUCUGAGUUCCUCCUACAGCCUAGUGGUGUUUGGCAACAGUAACGGUCUGGCUGUGGUGGACUACGUCCAGAAGACAGUGGUGCUCAAUUUAGGAACGGUUGAGCUUUACGGCUCCAACGACCCCUAUCAGAGACAGCCUCGGUCGCCGAGGAAAACACGGCAGCCUUCAGGAGGGCUGUGUGACAUCAACGAGGGCUCGGCCACAUCAGAAGAACGUUGCAAGUCCCCCACUUCAGUGUUGAUGACACACAGCAACCUUCAACAGUUCUACAAUGGAGGUGGUAGAGGAGCAAAGAUGUCACGGAAAUUAAGCUUGCCUACUGAGCUAAAGCCAGACUUGGUCCUCCUGUCCGUGUGCCCACCGCGGGGUGCCAACCCAUUAGACCACCGGGACAACUCCUUCAGCCGCUCGCGCUCCUCCAGCGUCACCAGCAUCGAUAAAGAGGCACGAGAAGCCGUCARCUCCUUCCACUUCUGUGAGAGCUUUGCCCGGAAAGGGGACAGCACCCUGACGCCCUGCCUUUAUGUGGGCACUUCCCUGGGAACUGUGCUGGUCCUGGCGCUCACGUUGCCACCUGCUGGUGAGCUGCGGCAACUGCAGCCAGUUAUCAUUUCACCUACAGGUAUGCUGGUGCGGCUGAAGGGGAGUGUCAUGCGGAUGGCUUUCUUGGACUCUGCAGGCACCCUGCUGCCUUCUGCAUUUGAAUCUUGGUACGAACCCAACAUCACAGCAGACGGCGAAGAAAGAGAAAAGGUCCGUAAGCGCCGGCCCGUCUCCGUGUCGCCCACCACCUCCCAGGACUUCAACGAGAGCCAGUUUGCUGUGGUCUGCUCAGAGAAACAGGCCAAAGUCAUUUCCCUCCCCUCCCAGACGUGCAUCUAUAAACACAGCAUCACAGAGACCUCCUUCAUUUUACGGGCAGAUGUCGUGCAGAUGAACCAAGGCGUGUGCUUGGCUUGUUUUUGCGCCAACGGCCACAUUAUGACCCUCAGUGUGCCAGGACUGAGACCGCUCAUGGAUGUAAACUACCUACCUUUGACGGACAUGCGAAUAGCCAGGACAUUCUGCUUCACUAACCUGGGUCAGGCCAUGUACCUCUGCUCCCCCACAGAGAUUCAGAGGAUCACAUACAGCCAGGAGACGUGUGAAAACUUACAGGAGAUGCUGGGGGAACUCUUCACACCAGUGGAGACRCCAGAGGCACCCAACAGAGGCUUCUUCAAAGGCCUUUUUGGAGGAGGAGCCCAGUCACUAGACAGAGAGGAGCUAUUUGGUGAGUUAGCAGCUGGAAAGGCCUCUCGAAGCCUGGCCCAGCACAUCCCUGGCCCAGGUGGCAUUGAAGGGAUGAAGGGAGCUGCUUCAGGUGUGGUCGGGGAUCUGGCACGUGCUCGGAUAGCGUUGGAUGAAAGAGGCCAGAAGCUGGGCGAACUGGAGGAGAGGACAGCUGCCAUGAUGGCCAGUGCAGACUCUUUCUCCAAACAUGCCCACGAUAUGAUGCUGAAGUGCAAAGACAAAAAGUGGUACCAGUUCUGAUCAGGUGGACCAUUAUCUGACUGACCUUCCAUCGGCUCAUUUAGACUCGUUGUGACUCCCACCCAUCCGUAUGUCCCUCCAAGCCUUCUUCACUCAAACACUCGGGAUUUUCUUCCCCAGCACAAUGUCGAAUACUGUUUUUACCUCAGUCUGACGGUGGAACUGAGGGGUCAGACRGGGGGGGAGACGGACAACCUCAGAGGGAAUAAACGGUGUCCUUUUUUUAUGUUCGAGUCUCUUUAUGUUCAGCCUCCCCUCCGAGGUARCAGAUUGGCCCGAGCACACGGAGAUUCCUCGUUCUCAUUCGCCAAAACGUCCUUCACUGUUGCCACUCUGUGGCCAAUAUUUAAGUCAUGGAAUAUGGCUGAGAAUAUCUAAUCAAGUGACAGAGUUAUGAUAGAAAAAGACAAAAAKAAUUUCAAUGAAUCCUUAUAUAUACAUAGAUCUAAUAAAUGUGCAAUGCUGUA